Molecule: messenger RNA, 3588 nt
Organism: Mus caroli (Ryukyu mouse)
Lineage: Eukaryota; Metazoa; Chordata; Mammalia; Rodentia; Muridae
Product: olfactory receptor 1J21-like
Biological process (GO): G protein-coupled receptor signaling pathway
Cellular component (GO): membrane
Molecular function (GO): olfactory receptor activity; G protein-coupled receptor activity
Source: RefSeq, a predicted model, not a curated record
GCAACUAUCAGUAGCUACCGUUGUGCCUCCUCGCCCUUCUCUGGAAGAAUUCCCAGAAGAAGAAGGAGAUGAAGAGUUAGACCUUGAACAUGAGAGAGAAACGGUUUCAGAAAAUCAGUUGUACCCUGUCUGGAACAUUUUAGCAAAAGAGAAGGAAAACAGAUAUAAGCUAUUUCAGAACUCUUUUAGGGACAGGAAGAAACUGGGAGAUGUCCUGCUUCCUCUCUGGCUCCUACUGGAGAUAUCCAUAGUUCUGCAGAAGAAGAAAAGCAUGACUGAGGGAAAUGAGAGCACUGUGUCUGAGUUCAUCCUCCUGGGGCUCCCCAUUCAAGCAGAGGACCAAGACCUGUACUCUGCCUUGUUCCUGGCCAUGUACCUGACAACUGUUCUGGGGAACCUGCUCAUCAUCCUGCUCAUCAGGCUGGACUCUCACCUCCACACCCCCAUGUACUUCUUCCUCAGUCACUUGGCCUUCACAGACAUUUCUUUCUCAUCAGCCACAGCUCCAAAAAUGCUUGUGAAUAUGCUGACACACAGUCAGUCCAUCUCAUAUUCUGGGUGUGUUUCCCAGGUGUAUUUUUUCUUAUUUUUUGCUGAUCUUGACAACUUCCUUCUGACCUCCAUGGCCUAUGACAGGUAUGUGGCCAUCUGCUACCCUCUACACUAUACCACAAUGAUGAGUCAGAACCUCUGUGUUCUUCUAGUAGUUGUGUCCUGGACCUUAUCCACUGCCAAUGCCCUUGUGCACACCCUUCUCUUGGCUCGCCUAACUCACUUUAGAGGCAAUACCAUCCCCCACUAUUUCUGUGACCUGUCUACCUUGCUGAAGCUGUCCAGCUCAGACACCACCACCAACAAGCUGGUCAUACUUCUUUUAGGUAAUGUGAUCAUUACCCUGCCAUUUAUAUGCAUACUGGUCUCUUAUGGCCUCAUAGCUGUCACCAUUCUGAAAAUUCCCUCUAUCAAGGGAAUCUGCAAAGCCUUGUCCACAUGUGGCUCUCACCUCUGUGUGGUUUCCUUGUACUAUGGAGCCAUCAUUGGACUAUAUUUUGUUCCCUCAUCUAAUAACACUAAUGAACAGGAUGCCAUUGUGGCUGUGAUGUACAAUGUGGUCACACCCAUGCUGAAUCCCUUUAUUUAUAGUCUGAGGAAUCAGGAUAUGAAAGGAGCACUGAGAAAUAUCCUCAGCAGGAGACUAUGUUUACAGUGAAGGACAUGGUCUUCAUUGUUAGCAUUCCUACUUCCUAAUCCUUUUCUCCAUUCAUCUUUUGUUCUGAUGGGAAAUUUUCAUGUGGUUCUCUUUCCUCCACUCAGUUAUCCGUGCACAGUUUUGUUCUCUAACUCUCUUGCUUCAGCAUCUUGAUAGGAUUUCCUACAAAUAUCUACAUAUUUUUCUUUGUUUUGCUAAUAUUCUAAUUGUUAAUUUAUUAAUCACUACAUCUUUUUAUUAGACAGGUUUGUAGCUUUUGUACCAAAGAUCUUUUCCUCUCUGAAGAUGAAAAGAUAUUUUUCUUGUAGAUUUACAAUUUUGCUUUUUACACUUUAUCUUAUCAGAUAUCAAAUAAAAGAUGUAAUCUUAUCCUUUCAGAUAAAAUACUCUGAUUAUUUGGCAGUAACUCAAAUAGCAUUUAUUUGUUUAUUUUUAUUUUUCAUGCAUAUUUGUUUUCCUCACACGUAUGCCUGCACACCAUGUUUGUGCAUACUGCCAGCAAAGAUCAGAAGCUGGUAUCAGAUCCCUUAAAUAUAGGCUUACAGAUGUCUGUAAGCUACCUUAGGUGUGCUGGUUAAUCAAACCUGGUUUUCCUGGGAGCCAGUCAGUGCUCUUAUUAACUGAGCCAUCUUUUCUUCCCCCUACAUUUAAGGUUUAGUUAACACCCAAAAUUAGCUUAUAUUGAUGACAUGUGUAUUGUUUACAUGCAUGAAGAUAGUAUAUAAUAUCCAAAUAAAAGAAAGUAUACUAGUUUUUUUCAAAUAUUUACCAGGUCUUAGUAUGAAAUUCUUUACUCUAGCAUUUGGGGUAAUAUGUAGUAUUAUUUAUAAUAACUACACAGUGAAAGAAAUUUAAACACUUAUUUUUCCUACCUAGCUAUGAUUUGGUACCCAGUGACCAACCUAUGUCCAUCUUUCCUUCCAAUUUUAUCUGUAAUCUUAUCCAUUUUUCUCAAAUAUUUUACUUGUGGUGAUAACCAGGUACUCAGUUCAUUGUGGUUUUUGACAACUACCUGGCCUUGUUCAAUAACUAAAAUGAAACUGUUCACUUUAAAUGAUAAAAAACAAGGGUAAUGGACAAAUCCCAUGUGGAGCGUGAAGUUCCAGAGCAUCAACUGAGAUAGUACACCUAAUGUCAGGACUUUGGCAUUAGGCUCCAGGGGGCGCUGUGUUUAUGUGCAAUUUUUGCAUGCCAAGAAGAAAGCUCUAUUUUUCUGAGUUGAUGAUGAAGGAUAGUUAGUAGAUAUCAGGAAGUCUGAUAAUCUUCAAUUGAGUUCAAGCAGACCUGUAGAGCACUUUAGUUGAAAUAUAUUUUAUUAUAAAAAGAAGAAAGAAAUCUCCUUGUUUAGCAACAAAUAUGUCAUAUCCCCUCGAAUGCAUUUUGCUUUGCUCCCUGAGAAUAAUUUUCUGCCCAAGCAGAGGGACUUAAUUUAGUUGAUAGUAAGUGGCAAUUCAACAGAUAUCUCUAUAAAUUAGCACAGGAGUGUUGCAUGGCUAGUUAAAUGCUGUUUAACAAGCACUCAAUGGCACUUAAGCUACUGUGAGAAUAUGCAUGUGUGCAAUUGUGUUAAAUUGUGCUAAUUAUUAUUUUUAAAACAAACAAUAUUUUAUACACCUAUUGGUCAUUUUAUUCGGUUAUUACACAGCUUUAGAAAUAAUAUACAAACAGAUAAGUGAUGUAAGCUAUACAAAAUGUAGAUAUUUGUACUCUAUUGUAAAUCAAUGUGUUUGCAUUCAUAUAUCUAUAACAGUUUAAUAACAAUAUUUAGCAAAAUACACAUUAAUUCCUAGACUUGUAUAGUAGAAAACUGACAGUGUUUUGAUGCUCUUUUGAUCUCUCCUCAGUUGUAUCUUAUUAUCUCUUGAAGCUAACCAGUUUUUAAAAAUAUUUUCAAUAUUUUUCUUAAAUAUUUAACAGUUCUGCACAGAUUACUUAAAUUUACCUUCUCCAGAGUCUUGUUUUGUUUUUAAAAGAGAAAUGUCUAUACUUAUUUUUCUUACAUUUUCCAUUUUGUGUACCAUUGUCUCUGAAAACCUACUCUCUAGAGUUUUAACUUGGUUGGAAUGAUAACCUUAUCCUUCCAUUAAAUAUGUAGUGGUUUGAGUUAUAAUGGCCCUUUAUAGGUUCAUAUAUUUGAAUCUUUGGUCCUUAGUUGGUGGACCUCUUUAGAAAGAAUUAGUUGACGUCGACUUAUUGAAGGAUAUCUGUCACUAGGGUUGAGUUUUUAGAUUUAAAAAGCCCACAUGAUUCCAAGUGUUGAUCUUUGUCUCUUCCCUGUGAAUCAGAUACAUAAGCUCUCAGCUUCUCCAGUUACUAUAUCUUUCUGCCUCCCUGAUAUAUAACAUAAUGGCCACGGAGUUUAAAUAUCUUAAACUGUA